AUGGAACUGCGCAUGUUGGGAUACGAUGUGUCGAGUGGCGCCGCGCUGGCGACGCGCGACGCGGACGAACAUUCGAGACCGCUCGCGUCCGCGGCGCCGGACGAUGGGGACGGCGUGGAGACGUCGUCAUCGCGCGUGCGGGCGGCGGAUGCGAUCCUGAGGCGGUUGGUGUCGGAGCUGCGAGAGGACGUCGAGGCUUCGGCGGAGACGAAGGACGACGCGGAAGAUGCGUGGAAACCGAGUGGGGAGGAUUGGAACGCACCACCCGCGUUUUUGCUAGCGGAUGGUGCGGCGACGAGCGCGCGAGGGAUGCGGGAGAAGUACCCAGAAUUAUUCGCGGCGGACGCUCGAGCGUUGGGCGAUGUGUAA
Ostreococcus lucimarinus CCE9901 is the source of this 369-nucleotide messenger RNA. RefSeq lists its product with no specific name. Bases 1 to 369 code for a protein of 122 amino acids. The transcript has a single exon. The record is from RefSeq and is a predicted model, not a curated record. Lineage: Eukaryota; Viridiplantae; Chlorophyta; Mamiellophyceae; Mamiellales; Bathycoccaceae.